Molecule: messenger RNA, 1533 nt
Organism: Orbicella faveolata
Lineage: Eukaryota; Metazoa; Cnidaria; Anthozoa; Scleractinia; Merulinidae
Source: RefSeq, a predicted model, not a curated record
AACUCACUUGCGCCCCGAAACACUUUGUGACACUUUGUCUCCUUGCGCCCCUAGCCCCGAUACACGUGAUGUGGCAAAGCGUGUUUCGGGGCGCAAGUGAGUUCAAAUUACCACUAUCCCGUAUUGGUUACGUUCUGUUGGAGCCGAAACCUUUAGGAGUCUGACAAACUCCGUCGCUGCAAGCGUGUUUCCCUCUGGAUUGCUGUAAACAAGGAUAACAACUUAAGCGGCCCAAAAAGCUGUUAUCACAAUAUAACACCCACCCCUUUUCAACAAGUCAAUAAAAUCAUUAAUUCAGUAUAUUUACAGAACUCGGGAAUCCCUCAGGGUGUGUGUUAUCGAUUAUUUAUAAAUCCGAAAUCCAAACAUGUCCGUUGACCCGUUAUUCAGACUCUGUAUAACCUUCCUGUUUAUUAGGUUUGGCGUCACUUGUAAAAGGACGCCGUUUCAAUCACAAUGCAGUACCAGGUGUUUAAGAUAGAGUCAAAUGUUAACGCCAGUUUAAUUUAAAAAAGCGAUACGUUGCACACAAUAUUCAGUUUAAGCUGUUUCCUGUUGCAGUGCGGACAUCGAAAUCGGCUAUCAAGGCGGAAGUAUUUACCGUCGUAGAGUAAGAAGGAUUUAAACAAACAUGAAUCGUAUUUUGCUGUCUGUGAUAUUAAUUAGCCUUGCUUCAGAUUCAUCAUGUCUUCGUUGUCUUCAGUGCUUUUCUAACUUGUCGUGGAAGGACUGCAACAAACACGCUAUCAAGACAAACGAGUGCAAACCUCCAAAAGUCUGUUAUAUGUCUCACCGAAUGUUCAAACGGAAUGGACAGCAAGAGCAUCAAUUCAUUAAGGCUUGUUACAACCCAGACUGGUGUCCAGAAGAGAAGUGCAGAGAGACUUUUGAGAGGCAAUUGGAAAGCUCGUGGUGCGAGACAAAAUGUUGUAAAGACGAGGAUUUCUGCAACGCUGGGAUGACUCGCUCAUGGGAAAAAGCUUAUGGAGGAAAAGCGGCUUCGUUUUCUUCACCAUCCACACUUUGUCUGAUCAUGAUCCAGGCUGGACUACUGGUGCUGUUUAUGACAGCUUGGAUUUAGCAACUUCUUAUGAAUCGAGGGCUUUGUUGUUAGAGCCCGCUGUUUUGUUUUGUUUGUUUUUUUACAUAUAUAUAAAAGAGUUACCUAAAAGAAACGUUUACUGACAUUAGAGAGUUGUAAAACUUGGUUAAAACUACGGUUUUUUCAGUUGGCCGAAGUUAUCUUUUUAGUAAUAAAGCUUAUAAAAAUAUCGAGUUCACGCGUUCAAAACGCUAACCUGGUAAUUCUAUCGAGCUUAAAAUCACUCUAUUGUAUGCGUGUUCAGCUCUUUAUUCGUUGAUGGUAUUUUCCAACCCUGCCCUAAAACAGAAACCAUCACAAGUUUCUCUUCACUUAUAUCUCGAAAUAUCUUGACUAUAAAUACAUCCAGCGAAAAUUUUGUAUAGUCGUUUCUCAGCGAAUAUAAGUAAAAAACAAAUUUAGUAACACAACAACAAAAGAAGUCGGGUGCA